Molecule: messenger RNA, 3683 nt
Organism: Hyla sarda
Lineage: Eukaryota; Metazoa; Chordata; Amphibia; Anura; Hylidae
Product: tropomodulin-3-like
Exons: 10
Coding region: 186-1223 (345 amino acids)
Biological process (GO): pointed-end actin filament capping; muscle contraction; myofibril assembly
Cellular component (GO): myofibril; striated muscle thin filament
Molecular function (GO): tropomyosin binding
Source: RefSeq, a predicted model, not a curated record
CUGCGCCUGCGCUCUGCUGGUACCGGAGCAGGCUGAGUGUGCAGAGAGUGGAGAGUCGGUGGUUGGGUGCGGGCGGUUUCCUGGCGGCGGUGCUGGACACAUCACACCGGGAAUUACAGCAAGGAUAUUAAGAGGAAGUUGAGUAGCAGUCGGGUGUGGGGGACACCCAGUAAGUAGCCGACACAAUGACUAGCGCCUUUCGGAAAGACUUGGACAAGUACAGAGAUAUGGAUGAUGAUGAACUUCUUGGGAACCUUUCGGAAGCUGAUCUGAAGCAACUGGAAAAUGUCUUGGAAGAGCUUGAUCCAGAGAAUGCAUUGCUGCCAGCGGGAUUUCGACAGAAGGACCAAACGGUUAAGAAAGGAACAGGUUCAUUUGACAGAGAGCAUCUGCUAGAGUUCUUGGAAAAGGAUGCUCUGGCACAAAAAGACAGGGAAGACUAUGUACCGUUUACCGGAGAAAAAAAAGGGAAAUUGUUUGUCCCCAAGCAAAAGCCCAAAGAUUUUUUAGCAGAGGAGAAGCUCUCUCUUGAUCCAGAACUGGAAGAGGCUUUGAGCAGUGCCACAGACAUUGAGCUGAGCGACCUUGCUGCUAUCCUUGGAAUGCCCAGCAUUUAUCCAAACAGCACUAGUAAUGGAUAUGAUAUUCAAGGAUUUCCCAAUGUUGUAAAGGCAGAACCAGUCAGACCAGUGUUUGAUGAACCACCAAACCCUACCAACGUAGAGGAGAGUUUGAAGAGAAUAAAGAACAAUGAUCCUCGCUUGGUUGAUGUUAACCUUAAUAAUAUAAAGAAUAUCCCAAUUCCUACCUUGAAAGAAUAUGCAAAGGCUUUAGAAUCAAAUACACAUGUAAAAACAAUCAGCAUUGCAGCAACAAGAAGCAAUGAUCCAGUAGCAGUAGCAUUUGCUGACAUGCUGAAAGUUAACCGAACUCUAAGGAGUUUAAAUAUUGAAUCUAACUUCGUCACUGGUGCUGGUAUUUUGGCCUUGGUGGAAGCACUUAAAGAGAACGAAACUUUACGAGAAAUCAAAAUUGACAACCAGAGACAGCAACUGGGAACUGGAGUGGAGAUGGAGAUUGCUCGACUGCUGGAGCUUAAUACAUCAAUUCUCAAAUUUGGAUAUCACUUCACACAGCAAGGGCCACGGACAAGGGCGGCUAAUGCUAUAACUAAAAAUAAUGAUCUGGUUCGCAAAAGACGUGUGGAAGGAGACCACGAGUAAGCUUUCUACUUUGAGAACAUUACUUAGAGGUUUCAACAUCACUGGUGAAUACAUGAGCUUCAUUCAGGUGUUAUAGUCUCUGACUUCACCUGGCUGGGAAGAAGGGAAGAUACUGGAAAACUACAGUUAGCUAAACGUUCUUUCACUAUUUUUUUGAUACACGUUGCUUCUUUUGAUCUAAACCCUAGCAGACCAUAAACUGUUGGAGAUUUGAAGAUUUUAGCCUACUCCUUGUGGAACUAUGAAUUUUAGUACUUUUACAGAUACAUUUCCAAGAUCGCCACCCAGAAAUGUCACGAAGAUGCUGGAUAGGAAGACUGAAACUUCUUAACUAUAGCUUAUAAUACUGGCGUUUACAACGGAAUGACUAGAUGACAAGAAUAUUCUUCUAUGUUUUCAGUUUGGAUCAUAUGAGGAAAGAUCUGCAAUGUACAACAUAUAGAAUUUGUAUCUCCUACACUGCAAUUGUUGGGACUAUGUUAGUUGCUUUCAAAUAAAUUGGUGAAUUUACACAUUGGCCCAGAUUUGCUAACAUUGGCGGAUUUUCAAAAUCCCUAUGCAUGAGUGUUUAGCUCUAACAUGCUACUAAGUCUGCUUGUUGUUUAGUUUAUUGGGUUGCUUUCUGUUGCACCAUGAACUGUAGGAAACCCCUAAGUAAAUAUGUUAGGACAUACGAAAAAUCAAAGGACAAGUCUCCUUUAGGGUAUCUAAGCUGCUUUGUCAGUCUCAGUGAAAAAUCUGAAAAAAAAAAAAAAAACUGCAAGAAUGUGUUGUCUUUCAAUUUAGAAUAUGUGGGCCAUUGUAUUCAUUCUCUGCAGUUGUUUCCUAGGUUUUAGGUAACAUGGCAUCAUCACAUUGUUUUGCCUAGCAAUGACUGGAUUCAUGCUGUUCAGUCAUCUUAGGCUAUGUGCACAAGGCAGAAUGUCCGCAUAGAUUUGUGAAUGUAACUUGACCAGAAUUCUGGAUCUUUCAAUCAUUUGCGGAAUCUAUAAUAAUUGAUGCGGAAUUCAUGUAGAAUUUCCGCAUGAAUUCACAGUACACGUAAAAAGAGUACCUUUAUUCAAUGCAAAAGGUAAAUUCCAGGCAAAUUCUGCACAAAAUCCGCAUUUAACGCAAAAAUAUGACAUGACUUAUAUUUUUGCGGAUUGUUGAAUUUUGGCUGCGGAGCGUCCGCAGCGAAAAUUCUGCUGUGUAAAUGGGACUGCGGAAUCCCAUUGAAGUAAAUUUGGCUUCAAAAUCAUGCAGAAUUUCCAUGCAUAUUUCAAUGCGGAAAUCCAUGUGGAAAUUCUACCAUGUGAUCAUAGUCUAAUAGUUGUGGCCAUGAUAGUGAUGCACAGAGUGGGAGCUGGAUUUGGCUUUAGAUUUCAGUUAAAUCUAUUUUGCAUCCUGUGAAGAUAUUAAAUAAUGAGAUUCUAGAAAUCUCAAUUCGACUAUAGCAAGCACUCCUACUCAGGAUAGAUUUCUUCUUCCUGUUAAGUUUUCUUUGAUAAAUACAUUAUGAAUCCUUGAGGGAUGGGUGUACAUUGUCUUGGUUUCUUCUUUUGCUGGAAACAAGUACGGUAAUUUGUAAAGCGAUCAUAUUGCACUUCUGCAAUGUCUUCAGGGAAACAAUGUACCAAAUAUACAUUCUCAGGAAAUGAUAUACCUGGGAGUACCUAAUAUAUCUUAGGAUUUAUGUCUUACCUUAUGUAUCUAUGACUAUCCCAUGCCAGGGAACUAUAGACCUGGAAAUAUCUGUCUUAACCUUCUAUGAUUCCAUAUACAGCCCAUCAGGGGAAAUAACAGCCCUGGGAAUAUAUAUAUAUAUAUAUAUAUAUAUAUAUAUAUAUAUAUAUAUAUAUAUAUAUAUAUAUCUUAACCAAACUUUCCAUCUUGGGGAAUUAUAUGUCUGGUAUAGUUAGUAUGUCUUCGUUUUAUAUGCCUCUGAAUAUCAUACCGAGGAAAUAUAGACUUGAAUAGUCAAAACAUGUUAAUAUCAUCAUAUAUCUCCAGUUAUCCUGUCCCAGGGUACCACAGACAAGAGAAUACUUAUUUCACAAGUUCCAUUGCCUCCAAAUAUCCCAUGAAACUAUAGAAAUUUUAACCUUUUUUUAUAAACCCUUCUCAGAUAAAAUAUAUAUGUAUAGAUAUAUUCUUGAAUGAAUAGAUAGCCAUAAUAAAUGUAGCCUUUUAGCCAUUUAGAUGAACCUACAGAACUCCAUGUUUAAGGCAACAUUUUACUUUACUUCCUUUACCAUCCUUGAUUUAGAUGCUGAACAUAUGUACAUUGGCUGUAUUGUAUUGUUUUUUUUCUCCAUUUUAUUUUUUGUUAUAGUGUACACAACAUUCAUUUAAGGGUGCCAAACACUGUAUUCUGGCGGUAUAUAUUUGUAUGUAUUAUACUUAAUACUUGUUAAGGAGAGAACUUCAAAUUUUCAGCAUUUAUAAAUAAAGUUUGUUUUUCAAAUUGUUGUUUUUGUG